AUGAAACAUCUAUUUAUUUUUGCGAUUUUUUCAGCUGUUGCAAUUUCAGGUUUGAGUUUUUAUUAAAUUAUUAUAGGGUGGGUAAGGGAUUGAAUUAGUUCAAUUUAAAUUGAAAAGGUCCUUUGAGAGUUCACAAAAAAUUCUGAAAUUCAGAAAAAAUAUCCAAAUUUUUGGUUAAUCAUUCUAAAAUUUUGGAACUUUUUUUCCAAAGUCUUCCGAUAAAAAAUUAAAUAAUUAAUUUUCUUCAGAAAGCAACGCUGCAACGACUGAACAACUUCGACAAUGGAUUUUGAAUAAUCGAGAAAGUUUGAGUGGACAAAGCGAUUUGGCUGGAAGUAUUUUGAGGCUUUUCGGCUGGGGAACCGAUCGACAAUCCGAAGUGCAAAAACUAUUAACCACCGAUCCAGUUACAACAACUACAACCACAACAACACCUCAACCAACUCCGAAAUCAGCAAACAGAGAUGGUUAGUUUUUAUUUUGAAAUUUGAAAUUUUCGAUUUUUUUCCUAGAAUAGAUUUGAUUUCCAAUAAUUCUAGAACUUUGAACUUUUCAAAAAAUUGUUUUUAAGGAUUUUCCUAACAUAAUAAUUUGUUUGCUUUUAAUUUGAAAUUUGAUAAUAUUAAAUAACUGCAAAAUUAUCCUAACUUCAAUCUUCAAUAAUUCUGAACGCUCUUCUUUUUUCAUAAUUAAAUUCCAGAAAAACGUUUUCAGUUUUUUAGAUUUACUGUAAUUAUCUUAUUAAUUUUUAGGCUCAACUUUACUUAUUUUCAAAAAAUUAUGAUUUUUUUUUAUUAUUUCUCAUUUUCUCUGUUCGUUUUUCUUCUCCUGUAUGCAUAUCGUGUUGAAAGUGUCAGAUUUCAUAUGCGCGCACACAAAUAACGAACAAUCAAAAACUGUUAAUAUCGAGUUACCUUUUCCUUCCGUUCUUCUCCUUCUUCUUUUUUUCGUGACUGACAGAUUUGCGAAAGUUGAUCUGAUUGAUUUUUCUUCAUUUCACUUCUCUCUUUUUCACUAACCCGCACUUUUUCAGUUUGUCCAUUUGCGGCUGAUCCAUUGAUUUUGGCCAAUGAUUUUGCAUAUUGUCGGCCAGCUUCUUUGGGCGAUUGCCCGGUUGGAUAUUUGUGUGAUCAGAGUUUCAAAUUGGGUAGAUCGAUUUGUUGUAAAGAUACGAGACAAGGAUUAGUUCCAAAUGGCAGACCAGGUGGGUUAAAAUUAUUGUGUUCACUUCUAAUCUAACUGGAUGAAUCUAAUUUUUUGAGUGAAAAAUCAUUUUACGUUUCUAAAUCAACCCAGUUGAAAAAUUAUUAAGAUUUUCCGAAGGUUUUGAAGUAGAUCAAACCUUCAGGAACAAAAUUCUAACCGAAAAACUGUUGGUUUCGAUAUUUUUCAGGAAUUAGUACUUUCUCACAACAAUUAUAUAUUCUAGCUCGGCCAUCUUCCCGCCUUCCACUCAGCUGGUCAACAGUCACUCCAACAUCAGCACCAUCUCAACCAAUCGUCACUGCCACAUCACGAAAAGCUCCAUGGUAUAUCAAAGAUCGCACAUCGUGGCCAACAGUUUAUAAUCGUGUCGCUGCUGAAAAAGCACUUCAGAAGACCAGUUCCACUUCAACAACUACAACCACCACAACAACCACUGAAGAACCAACCACAUCAACUCAACCAUCGACCACCACGACAGAAGCUACAACGACUACAGAAGAACCAACAACGACCACAACGACUACUGAAGUUCCAACAACGACCACUGAAGAACCAACGACAACUACUGAAACACCAACAACCACAACUAAAGUGAAUGCUUGGGCUAGAUUAUGGACUUCGACUGCUUCACCAAAAAAUACAGUUAAUGUAACUGUUCUACAAGCUGGAUCUGUUCGACCAUUAAGAGUUAGUUUUUUGUUAGAGGGAAGGCAGGGGGCUUUCAAAAUUCAAAAAAUGUACCUCGUUGAACUUUUUUUGAUCCAGAAUUUUUUGAAAAAAAUGCAAAUUGCUUCUAGGCGCAAUUACUUGGGAACUAAACUCUAGGCGCUGAUUUUUUAUAGUUGAAAAUUCUAGGCUGGGCUUCUUGUCAGGGUGGAUCUCUAGAUGUGGUUCCUGGACAAUCAUGUUCCUAAGGCGCGGCUACUUGAGAACUAGGCACCAAUCCUUAACAAUUUAAAUUUUUAGGUGCUGAUCCUUUACAGCUAGGGUUUCUAGGCUUGGCUACUUGUCAGAGUUCAUUUCUCGUUACGGGUCCUAGACAAUUAUUUUUUGCACUUGCACUUGCUUGAGAGCGAAGAUUUCUAGGCUCCACUACUUGGCAAGAACCUCUAAAAAACCGGCUCUGAUGAUCUUAAAAGUUUAUGUAACAAUUUUUAAUUUUGGGAACCACGACCUCAAAUUAAAACUCAUUAAUUAUUCCCGAUUUCCAGGAUGGACAAGCUGAAACAGUUGGAGCAAUCACACUUGUCAAUGAUAAUGGAUAUAUUCUUUUGGUUGAUACUGGAUCAUCUAGCGAUACUGAACGUCUUCUUCACAGUAAGUAUUUCAUUUUUCAAAGUGGCUACUUACUACAUAGUUUUGCAACAUCAUUUCUGUUUUUUCUUGCAAAAACACAUUUCCUUUUUUUUUCUUCCAUUUUAUUCGAGUAAUUCAAUUCCGCCCAUUCACCCAUCCGUGCCCCCAUCCUUUUUUUUUCUUCUACUUCUUCUACUUCUUCUUCAUUUUACCCUCUCACAUCAACUCAUCCGUCGGUUCGCUUCUUUUUUCUUAUUUUCCUUUUUUUUUUUGUCAUAGGUUACGAGAACUCUUCGCCUCGUUUUUGUCACACUAAUUCUUCAUGACACUUUAUAUGUCCCUUGGGGGUGUUUUCAGCGAGAAAAAGAAGCAGAAGAAUUUAUGAAGCUUGAGCCGAAAGAGUUGGAGAUGGAUCCUCUUAUUAUUUGUACGCCUGUUCGAACGAGAACAGUUGGAAUUUGUAUUUCACUUUUUGAUUUUCUAUUUUUGACACUAACAUUUCUGAAAUCAGUGCAAUUUUUGCAACACAAUGGAUUUAAUUUCAUUGCAACAGCUGCUGUUUCUUCAAUCGGAGUUUUAUAUUCUGUACAUGUUUUAUGUAUCCUCGCUUCCUGGUAUGGAUUAAUUCGACAAAAAUCAUCAUGGCUUGUCCCGAAAAUUGUUCUAAAAGCCACAACUGUUGUCAUUUGCAUGGUUCUCACUUUAAUUCUCGCAUUUUUUGUCUCCUCAAAUUCACCGAAAAUUGGAAACUUUAUUGCCGAAGGCUUCAAUGCUGAAUAUUAUGAUCAUCGCGCGGUUAUUGAUAUGGCGUGUUUGGUUAUUGUUGGAAUAUCAGCAAUUCUUUCGAUGGCACAAGCAUGGCUUCUUGUUUUACUAAUCAAUAUUUAUCGACAAAUUCGAGCUCAAGAGCUUGAAAGAUUGUGUGAAAAAGCGUUGAAGAAAAUUCAACCAAAACAACAAAUACCAUUCAGCACUUUGAUGUGAUAUGGUAGACAAGAUUUCUAAUAUUGUUUGCUGAAUUAUUUAUAUCCAUCUUCCAGCUUUGGCCAAAGAAUCAGUAACUUUGGAUCAAGUCGACAGUGUUGUUAUCACUCAUGCUUCACCGGGUCAUAUGGGUAAUAUGAAUUUCUUUGCACAAAAACCGAUUUUGUAUCAUUCAUUGGAAUAUAUUGGUAGACAUGUUACUCCAACUGAAUUGAAAGAAGUGAGUUCUCCAGGGAAUAUUUUUGUUUUUCGGUGUUUUCAGGGAAAACAUUCAAUUAAAGGUUCGGGUCUCUAACACUUUUGAAAAAAUUGUGGAAGAAAAAUUGAUAACUUUUUAAAAUUUCAAAUUUCGCGCUAAAUUCUACAAAAAUUUCGGACGGUGCCCAAUGUUUCAAUUUUCUACAAUUCAUUUUUCCAAAAAAGGUUUCAAUUUCUCACGGAGUUCACAUUUCAAUUAAUUAAAUAUUCCACAUUUUUUGACAUUUUCAAGUGACACGUGUCAUUUUCAGAGACCAUACCGCAAACUCUCAUCAAAUAUCGAAGUUUGGAAAACUCCAGGACACACACAACACGAUCUAUCAGUUCUUGUUCAUAAUGUAGCUGGAUACGGAACAAUGGCUGUUGUUGGAGAUUUGAUUCCAAGCGAACAUUUAUUGAGUGAAAAGGUACUGAAUUUUCUGAAAUUUUCAGAUUCAAAGUCAAUUUAAAAAUGUUUGCAGCGUGAUGUUAUGCACGAAGAAGGUGUUUGGGAUUCAGCGAUCAAACGUCAAAAUGCAAAUUUGAUUGUGUGUAUGGCUGAUUGGAUUGUACCAGGACACGGUCAACCAUUCCGAGUUUUGCCAAAUUAUCGACAAAAAGCUGGUUGUACUAGACUUCUUGCACAACGUCAUCUUUUAAAUCAAGUCUAA
Caenorhabditis angaria is the source of this 4394-nucleotide messenger RNA. The record is from the annotation of a GenBank genome assembly. Lineage: Eukaryota; Metazoa; Nematoda; Chromadorea; Rhabditida; Rhabditidae.